Molecule: messenger RNA, 1680 nt
Organism: Trichosurus vulpecula (common brushtail)
Lineage: Eukaryota; Metazoa; Chordata; Mammalia; Diprotodontia; Phalangeridae
Gene: VCPKMT
Product: valosin containing protein lysine methyltransferase
Exons: 6
Coding region: 103-783 (226 amino acids)
Biological process (GO): peptidyl-lysine methylation
Cellular component (GO): cytoplasm; cytosol
Molecular function (GO): protein-lysine N-methyltransferase activity
Source: RefSeq, a predicted model, not a curated record
GGGGAGGUGACACGCCCACAACGCGCAUGCGCAGGGGUGCAGGCAGGUGGGAGUCUCGGCCAGCCGGGUGCGGGUCCCGUUUUCCUGGCCGCCGGGAGAACCAUGGCGGCGGCGGCGGCAGAGGAGGCGGAAGAAGCGCUGUGUAGCUUCGUUCGCCCGCUGGAAAAGAGGGACGGCACGGUGCUGCGGCUCCAGCAGUACGGCUCAGGAGGCGUGGGCUGUGUGGUGUGGGACGCCGCCAUCGUCCUGGCCAAGUACCUGGAGACGCAGCAUUUCUCGGGCGCCGCCGCUGGGACGCACGCGCUGCUCCGGAGAUCCGUGCUGGAACUGGGAGCAGGCACCGGCGCCGUGGGGCUUAUGGCGGCCACUCUCGGGGCAGAUGUUAUAGUCACAGAUCUGGAGGAGCUACAGGACUUGCUUAAGUUGAAUAUUAAAAUGAACGAGCAUCUCAUCACUGGUUCUGUGCAAGCCAAGGUACUGAAAUGGGGCGAAGAAAGAAAAGACUAUUUCUCUCCACCUGAUUACAUAUUGAUGGCCGACUGUAUAUACUAUGAAGAGUCUUUGGAGCCAUUGCUAAAGACAUUAAAGGAUCUCAGUGGACCUAAGACCUGCAUCAUAUGUUGUUACGAACAACGAACUAUGGGGAAAAAUCCAGAAAUAGAGAGAAAAUAUUUUGAGCUCCUGCAGUUGGAUUUUGACUUGGAAAAGAUUCCUUUGGAAAAACAUGAUGAAGAAUACCGGAGUGAAGAUAUUCAUAUUUUAUACAUCAGAAAGAAAAAAUGAAAUUACAGCAUUGAAACCUUUCAUCAUUUUGUCCAAGUUUGCAACAACUAGAUGAGCUAAGCAUGUGAAUUGGGCUUAGAAGAAUAGCAUGAAAAAGUUUUCAUCACAUAUUUUCAUGGCUUGUCAAAGACACUGGAUUUGAAUGAUAGGAGUAGAAAUGUGGGUGCUACUUUGAAUUCAUGGAAGACUUCUACUAAAAGUCAACCAGUGUGACCUGCCAGCAUUCCUACAGAUGGUGCAUUCCCUGCAUGUUGGAUGAGACUGAAUUGUAACCAGAGUUCUCGUUUGACCCAACAUGAAAUUUCUGUUUUAAAGACCAUUUUGUGGUGGAUCAUGUGUUGGAAAAAAUUACGUGCUAAAAGAUUAACUUGUCGUGCUUUCAAGAAACUGAAGAGCAUUGAUUUUACUUCUUGAAGGGACAACUUUUGAGCCUCACAUCUGUAUUUCAAAUUGUAUUCAAUCUAGAUAAAUGUAAAAGAGGAUCUCGUGGGUUUGAGUUUUGUCCCUCGUAAAGUCAGCAGUCUUUGUUUUACAUAUAUUCUCUUUUUAAUUGCACUUGAAGAUAGGUUCAAUACUUUAAAAUGUCUCCUUCAUUCAGAGACAACCUAAGCAGGUUCAAAUUUUUUUUUCCUUAUUAUAAAUUUGAGAAAUAUGAACAAAGAAGUACAGAAAAAGAGGACUGUUUAUGACUCUGUGAAACUUGAUUAUGUUGAUAGUUAUUUUUAAAUAUAAAACAUGGUAGUUCCAACACUACUGUGCAUGUCUGUGUCUGCUUUUGAAAUUUUUUCUCCAUUUUGUGUAUUUUUUUUUCAGUGUUUCAUUAAUGCUCUUUUCAGUUAUUUUUUGUAUCACUACCUCUCCAUCCUCCCACUAAUUAAAGUAAUUACAUAAAUUCAA